Molecule: messenger RNA, 3531 nt
Organism: Habropoda laboriosa
Lineage: Eukaryota; Metazoa; Arthropoda; Insecta; Hymenoptera; Apidae
Product: midnolin-A-like
Exons: 5
Coding region: 529-2673 (714 amino acids)
Cellular component (GO): nucleus
Molecular function (GO): protein binding
Source: RefSeq, a predicted model, not a curated record
GUUCGCGUAGCGGAGAUAUUGUUCGCUGACGCGUGUGUGUAUGAAGGAGAUAAGAAUAAAGCGCAGAGCAUUCGCGAGGGGGAACAAAGAAAAAACCAAAGAAACCAUCGUGUCUCGAAGCAUCAGUGUUUCCAGUGUGGUUCUAUAACUGCGUAUAAAAAGACGUCAAGUAUUUCGAUAUAUAAAAUCAAUUAACACAUAGUGGGUCGUGUACAUGUCCAAGGAUCCCGAUAAUCUCUUCCAAUAAUCCCCCAUCACCCCUCUGUGCGUCUCUCCAUCCCUCUCUUCCUCUCUCUCCUUCACCUAUCCCCGCCUAUCUUCCAUCCUCCUCGUUUCACCUAAAUCGUUCCUCGUGGCGUGCGCGUUCCUGAAGGCACCAGGGUCGGACCUUCGACGACAGUGCGGUCGCACGACGCGGACGAACGCGUCUAAGACGCCGGGAGCACAGGUGCAGGUGCAAACGCGUGUCUAUAGUCGGUUAUACAGGGCCUGGGGGAACGUGGGUUGGAAUACGGGCGUCACGGCAGAAUGGACGGUAGCACGGGCCCGCCGUCGGACAUGGCGGCGAUGGGAAGUGAGAACGACGAAGGAUCGAAACCUCAACGAGACAACGACCACCAUUCCACGCAACCAGAAUCGGAAUAUUGCGGUCAGAGCUCGAUAAGAGCCGGUUCGGCCUCGCCGCUACCUACUACGACCGCUUCGUCCUCGUCUUUGUCCUCGUUGUCGGCGCAGUCGGGGUGUGGCUGCGUCGCCGCCGCUGCCGUCGCCGUCCUCGAACCAGACGAAAUUACCAUUAGCAUCACACCGACCACCGGUGGACAGUUCGAACUGACCGUUGACCGUACAGACACCGUUGAGAAUCUCAAGAAAAUCAUCUCGAAGCGGCUGAAAGUUGCAAAGGAACGCAUUUGUUUACUACAUCGCGAAAGGUUAUUGCGUGAGGGAACGCUCGAGGAAAAUCGUUUACAAGAUGGCAGUCAGCUCACGUUACUGCCCAGCGUGGAAACUGGCUUAUUGGCACAACGACCUGAACAGAGUGUAAUGCAAGCCUUGGAGAGCCUUAACGACUCUCAGGUGAACGACUUUUUGUCUGGGAAGGCUCCUUUGAAUCUCACUAUGCGAUUAGGAGAUCACAUGAUGCUGAUACAGCUACAACUAUCCACGGUGACUGCAUCCUCACUCACGGCCAAUCAGAACACCAGUAACAACAGUGGGUUGACAAUUGGUGGGAACAGCUCCAAUGGGUCAAAUUUACCCAGUAGCCACGUAUCGACUUCCCUGCAGAGCAGACGGUCCACUGUUUUAGCUGCUCGCUCUACAAGCAGUACGAGCAGUAAAUUACAAAAUGGCACAGCAGCCGCGAGAACGUCGUCUCUAAUAAGUAGCCUGGUAUCAGCGCUGACCGCAGCGGCCAGUUGUAGCACCAGCCUGUCGACAGCCACUACGACAACCAGCCCAGUAUGCUCCAGUCGUGCCACUACUGCCUCAUCCGUCUCCUCUACGUCCUCCUACUCGCCCAUUAGCCCACCACAUUCGUCAUUUUGCAAUAGUCAGUCACAGACAGCACGUACUGGCAACAACCAUGGCUCUGUGUCGCCUAACGGCACUUCCAGCACCUGUCAGUCUUGCCUUCUGUACCACCAUCACCAUCACCACCAUCACAACCUAUACCACCAUCACCAUCAUCACCAUCAUCAUCACCAUUCAAGGAACAAGUCCAGUGGCUCCUCAAACACCACUCAGUCAUCCACUUCAAACUCCAAUUCUGUGGACCAUCUGCAACAAUCUACCUCCACCAGUCAUGGAUGCAUAGACUCUGUGCCCUAUGAUAUUACCCCACCCAGGAAGAAGCUGUGCACUGUUCACCACCAUAGCCAGCAGUCUACGAAUAGUGAUACGUCUAGGAGUAACACAAUUGAUGGAGACUCGAGUCCCCAGAGCCCUACAUCCUGGCUGGCUGAACAGAAGGCUGCAACUCUGGACACCAGGGCGCUUGCAGAGGCUUCUCGUAAUUUGACGCAGAAAUUGAAGCAGCUCUCCUCUGAGGUACUCACCUCGCGGGUCGACCUCGCAGAGGAGAGUGCAAGACACAGGCAAGGUGCAAUAAUAGAGAGUAUGCAUCAUCAUGGAAAAGGUGUGUAUUCUGGUACGUUCAGUGGGACCCUGAAUCCAGCUCUACAAGACAAACACGGGCGUCCAAAGCGAGAUAUAAGCACUAUUAUUUACAUUCUCAAUGACCUGCUGUGCUCCACACCUUCCUUCACCGCACGUCGUAACAUGCAUCAUCACAGGCAUUCUAGUGGUCGCCAGCAGUCUUCAGCUUCUCCGUCCUCUACUGGAACUACAACCACAGUGAAUGGUGCCUCUACGCCCAUUAGUUGCCAUGAUUCUUCUAACCCUGGAUACUCAACUAAGGAAUUGUCGAAGGAGAACGAAGCUACUAAGGGAAAAAUGAGACGGCUGCGUUUGGUUAUGGAGCAACGACGCGCCAAGAGAAAAGCCAGAAGACAGGCGAGGGCAGCACCGUACACCAGACAAUGGGCGGCGGUCACGCCGGAUCCGGAUCCGAAUCACGAUCCAAAUACACCGAGCACCGCCGCCACGAACACGACAGAGCCUCAAAACGAACCAGAACUGCAACCUUGCAGUCCUGAACCGGUCGUAGCCUGAACAUCGUGUCACUCGUCGACCAUUGACAUGUUGUAGUAGUAUAUUAAAAGAAAAAUGAGUUCAACUAGCGCGCACUGAUUUAUUCAAGAUUAAGGGGAAGGAGGGGGUAUUCGAUCGCUUUUUACACCGCGUACGCGCUUGUUCACACCACCAGGAAGUUCCGUUAAUUGUUGCUUGAAGGCACUUCGUUACGUUCGAUAAAAAGAAUUGAGGUUUAUGUCUGGAAAGUUUAUUUUGAUCGGAACUAUGUAUGUUUGUCACGAUGGAAUAAUAUACUAUAAUCGGUGUACAAGCGACGAUCUAUACGCGUAAUUUUUUUAGUAUUGCCUCCGUGUACCUCCGAUCCGAAAUAUACCGUGGUAUGGUGUUUGAAAGAAGAGUGGUGGAAAUUUAGCAAUAUCCGUAAUAACGAAACGCGUGCAGAGUUUAAGGCACGAUAAAUAGGGAGUAAUCGAAUAGAAGAAGAAAAAGUUUCGCGGGAAACAUGUGUACACGUCUUCACUGGAAACUUUUAUGAUAACGUAUUUAAAAAUAGAGAAAAUUCUGACCAUAAUGAAAGAAAAAAAAAUGGUUAUUAAAACCGCAUUAAACAAAAAAAAAAACAGUGUUUGGCUAAUUACUCAGGACUCGAUCGUAGCUGACAAUAAUUGCACUCGACGAAUGAAUCAGUGUGACCAGCAUGUGGUAACCAUCUACAAAAAAUUCGAAAUGAAGAGGAGGUGACACACGCUGCAAGAAAAAGAGAGAAGGGUCAUCACUCCGAUUGUUAAGUAUCGAUUCUGUCAGUGUCGACGUAUACUCAAGUUUAGUAGACACGACUAGAUAAUUUUAAACUCACACAUGCUUUGGCAAAGUGCA